Molecule: messenger RNA, 2019 nt
Organism: Dreissena polymorpha
Lineage: Eukaryota; Metazoa; Mollusca; Bivalvia; Myida; Dreissenidae
Product: molluscan insulin-related peptide 1-like
Exons: 4
Coding region: 108-620 (170 amino acids)
Cellular component (GO): extracellular region
Molecular function (GO): hormone activity
Source: RefSeq, a predicted model, not a curated record
UAUGACUCCGCCGUGAUGCAGUAUUUAUUGGUGCCGCUUGGAGCUUAGGACUGGCAUACAGAUUGUGAUACAAGGCGGUUGUCUUUGGAGGCGUCGACUGUUAACAGAUGAAAGCGGCUUUUAGCAAAAUUAUGAAAAGAGUACAAAAGGUAAUGGGUGGCCUUGUCGUGGCAGCAGUGUACACAUUCGUCUGGUCUCAGUGCAUUUUAUUCGUCCUAUCAAAGCAGGCCAAAGUGUGCUCCAUUCUUGACAAACCGCAUCCUGAGGGGAUAUGUGGAUCUCAACUUGACGACGUCCUUGAAACCUUGUGCGUGUUUGGCACCGCCCACCGGAAGUUCUUCAAGCGCUCCAUCGUCGAAUCGUUGCCAUUAACUGAAGUAAUUGGAGACAUAAAUGCCAAGCAGUUUUAUGAUCUGUAUAAAUCAAACGCCCUCGACAGUAAAGAUGUCGUUACGGUCCCUGCCACGGAUUUUGCGUUAUCAAAGAAGGAAGCGGUGAGCUUUUUCAACAAAAGAAGGGGUGUCUUCGAUACCGGAAUAGUGUGCGAAUGCUGCAAGAACAUUUGCAGUAUUUCUGAACUGAACAUGUAUUGUCAAAAACGUCCAAUGCUAGGUCGUUAAUGCAGCUUUUUUUCUCGAUGUAAACAAACAAUUGUGCAUUAUUUCUGUAGUUGUUUUUUGUAUGCAAGAUUUGUUUUCAGUCUACGGAAGUUUUGGUGUGCAUUGACAAGUAUUUACAUUCCUGAUUAGGUUGAAGUCUAUUGGUUUUGAAUGUAUUGGUUAAGCCGCGCAUCUUGUUGAUUGAUUCGUACGUGCAGCAAUUAAGAUGAAAAAUGUCUUUUUUUAUAAAGACAAGCUUCGUUGACAAUAGUAGAUAUGUUAUAUUUGCCCCAAAUUUACAAAAGCAGGGAUAAAAUCACUGGAUAGAUUGAAAAACAUAUUCUAUGAAAGUUAAAAUAUUGGUACUACGAUGAGUCGUACAAACGCUACCACAAUUUAACGAUAAAUAAACACAAACAAUUCAUUAUAAUUAGUAAUGCUCCAUUUUUAAAUUCUUGGUUUCAUGAUGCCAUCUGUCGCUAAAUUAAUACGUCUGCAGUUUCUUUUGACUUCCUGGUAGAAUUUAUUCACAGACUGUCAUUUACAACGUGCAAUACAAUUUUGACACAACGCAAACAGAAAAUAUAGACUUUAUCAAAUUUUCAAUUAUCUUUAUAAAUAUUCACUGAAAGAAAUAUCGUUUCUAAUUGACUGUAAUAGUAAAGCGUCUAAUUAUAAAACGCAGACAUGACGCGCAUAUAAUACCGAUACCUAGUUAUCUACUUCGAAACCCGUGAUUCGCAGCAAUGAAAUUACGAUGUUGAGUGUGGUUUUUGUGGGCUUAAUAAAAAAUAUUUAUUUAUUUGUAUGCAUUAAUCAUUUUGAUAAUUCAAUUCAUUCAACACAAUUAAAAAGAAAGGUCGAUAGCAUGAUUUUAAAUUUAUUUUAACUUCUGAUUAAAACAAUGAUGGGGAUUUUAAUCGCCAAUAUUUAUUUUAUUAUAUUUAACCGUUGACGGAAGUUAACUUCGCAGUAAAUUUGAAGAUUAGAGCAAUUCUAUUGGAACCCAUAUAACUAUUACAAGAAAUCUAUGUAAACUAAAUAUUAGAUAGCUAAGUCGAAAAACAGCAUGUGGAAUACACAAAUUCAUAGAAGUCAAUUGGUUCAAUCAUACAUCUUGUUUAUUAGAUAUCAUUUAUAAUAGUUUUAAACGAACGUGUUUAUAAUAUGCAGAUAAACGCCGAGGUUUAUUGGUUAAAUCAACCAUUCAUAUUGAUAAUUAAAUUGCUUGUGUGGUUGCUUUUAUAGGUGAUUAAAGAUAGUAUGAGAUCUAUGCAGAACUUAAGACCAUUUGUCGCAUCAGACUUCAGUGUGACGUGCGAUUUUCGAAUUUCCCCUAGACAAAUGAUUUAGAAUGUCGUGCAAUUUGUAUUUCUAGUGUAUAAAUGCAGUGUUUGGCAAUAUAGUGCUUACAAGAAUA